AUGUGUCUAGCGUACGCAUACGCCAGCGCAACCGAGUAUAAUACCGGAACGGUCUAUACUCCGAACCAUUGUCACAUGGGUGUCCAAGUUGAUGUUGUGAUCUGUUCAGGAGAUCAUGGAGAGAUAUUUCCUGCUAUUCCUUGUGGUCCCAUCCCAUCAGUCUGGAAGGAACACUCAGUCAUGAGUCUGCCAGUUGAUUACUUGCGCAACCCCUGCAUGUUAUUACUGUUUCGUUUGACACAAGCUGCAUCAGAUGCCACCAGCACACCCAACUCUCUGACCAACCUCGAGGUGGACCAUCACGGCUGA
Messenger RNA from Filobasidium floriforme, 309 nucleotides. RefSeq lists its product as uncharacterized. The record is from RefSeq and is a predicted model, not a curated record. NCBI's taxonomy places the organism in Eukaryota, Fungi, Basidiomycota, Tremellomycetes, Filobasidiales, Filobasidiaceae. The coding region runs from base 1 to 309 and encodes 102 amino acids. The transcript is spliced from 4 exons.